Messenger RNA from Xiphophorus hellerii (green swordtail), 2646 nucleotides. It is a transcript of the gene ppp1r13l, whose product is annotated as protein phosphatase 1, regulatory subunit 13 like. Gene Ontology annotation, molecular function: transcription factor binding. The record is from RefSeq and is a predicted model, not a curated record. Gene Ontology annotation, biological process: positive regulation of cell differentiation; regulation of transcription by RNA polymerase II. NCBI's taxonomy places the organism in Eukaryota, Metazoa, Chordata, Actinopteri, Cyprinodontiformes, Poeciliidae.
AUGUUCGGUUCUGAUCCGCUGCAGCAGCUGGAGAUGUUCGGUUCUGAUCCGCUGCAGCAGCUGGUGAUGUUCGGUUCUGAUCCGCUGCAGCAGCUGGUGAUGUUCGGUUCUGAUCCGCUGCAGCAGCUGGUGCAGUGGAUCGGGUCACUAAUCAUUUCGAGGUUUUGUUUUGCAGAAAGAGCGCCCUGCUGCCUCACAGCCAUUGAAGCUCACAGACUUAGUUAUGGGAACUUUCUGUUCCAGACCAUCGACGGCGACCUGAACGCAUCGCUUGCAGUCGCAGAAGUAUCCAAGGAAUUUAGCUCCCUGAUGCAGGAGGCUUCCUCCACCGACCAAAACACUUCGUCUGACUUUAAGACCAGUUCUUCCGUCUCCAGAGACAGACAUCUUUCGUCUGGACCUUCCACUCCCAGCUCCACGUAUUCGUCGAGCAGCACCAAUGGCAGCUCCAGCUCCAGCUCCAGCUCCAAACCGCUCUCUCCAAGCUCCACGUAUUACACCAGUGACUCGGUCGUCUCCAGCAGCAGGAACGCUCCGUCACCCCCCGUCCACUCCAACAGCCCCCACUCCUCUCCUAAGAUACACCGGGUGGUGCACAACACGCACCGGCGGACCGGAUCAGACAGCUACAUGUUUACGCCGCAGAGUCCCAAACAGCCGCCCCGCUCGCCCAGGCCCGACUCCCCGUCUUAUUUUGAAAGGAGUCCACAAGGCCUGAUUAGUCACAGGGAAAGAAGUCAACCCUCGAGCUGGACAGCCGGUUCUUUGGACCUGUCACCUCGCCCGGUUCCACAGCAGAUGUCCCAAAACUUGCUGACUUCGUACGACAGCAACCAGAAGGGCCACAGGUCCCCUCAGCCAGAUAAAGUCCCCUCCGCAGGGUUCCAGAGAUCGUUCUCUCCUCUGUCUUUAAACUCUCAAACAUCCAGCACCCUUCCUCGAAAUUUUACCCAAGUCAGUCAAACUGAAGAGUCUGUGAAAAGACAAAAAGGUCCAGGCAAGUGGAACGAAACAGAUCUGGAUGUGUCCUACGAGAGGAAACCUCAACACACCUAUGACACGACAGAAUGGCGUCGAUCACCUGCUCCGAACAGCAACUGGCGGGAAUCCAACCUGGAUAACCCUGCUCCAGCCUUAAACCCUAAAAAGGAUCCUCGCUCAGUUCCCCACCAGGGUUCCUACAGCUCUUUGCCCCGCGGAGCUCGUAUAGCUGUUCCACCAGAUGCCUCGUCCUCAGGACACUCCCCUUAUGGCCCUCAGCCAAUCGUCUCCCGUGUCAACAUGCCUCCCUUAUCUUCCUUGCCUCGCCAAAGUAGGCGCAUACCAAUCUCUGUCAUCCUGCGCCUGCAAAAUCCCCACUAUGGACAAAUGUCGGCCCUCCAAAAUCAGCCAAUGGAAGGACAAGGAGACUUUGCACAUUACCGCAUGCCUGAAGUGGCUCCGAGGAAGUUCUUUCAGUCCCCUGCCUAUCCCUCACAGCCUUAUCCACCUGAGCUGAGACAACCUGCUGUUUAUAGUGACGCACUACAUGCAGAGGAUGUAGAUGCAGAGAUACAGCGCCUGGAUAUUCUCCACAAUCCGCCAGCUUUGGAGACUCCUGCCGUGCCAAGGGCUGGUGGAGAGGUCGAACAGGUUGUGACCCCAGCUCCCCGACCCCUCAGCCCCACCAGGUUGCAACCAGUGGUGGCCCCGGAGGUCCAGAACCCUGAAAUCCCGGAUCGGGAGGAGCUGCUCCGCAUCAGGGCUGAAAUCCCCCGGGCGCUGAAGAGACGUGGCUCUGUGGACGUUUCUCGGUCCCCGAAGAAAACCUCGCAAUACCAGCCAAACCAGUAUAAAAACAUCAUCCACAAGCUAUUUCAUAGGAAAGAAAACCGCAACAAGGGGGAGAAAGGUAGCGACAGCUCCUCUGAUGGGGAGGAACCCGCCAUGCCUCCCAAUCCUCCACCCACAACCCGGACGCCUCCAGUCAUUCCACAGGAUGAAAAAUACAACUCCAUCCUGAGGAAGCCGGGUCGCAAGAAAUCUGGAAGGCGAGCUAGACUUAGCCCACUGGUUCUGCUGCUGGAUGGAGCGUUGAUGGGAGAAAUGGACACAGUGAUGCGAGGCGUGAAGGAGAUGAGUGACCCCAGCCAAUCAAAUGAUGAGGGCAUCACCGGUUUGCACAAUGCCAUCUGCGGCGGACAUCGCGAAGUCACUGACUUCCUGGUCCGCAUUGGAGCGAAUGUCAGCGCCCCAGACAGCCAUGGCUGGACUCCGCUACAUUGCGCUGCCUCCUGUAACGACCGUGAAAUGUGCGAGUAUUUGGUGAGGAACGGAGCUGCCGUCAUGGCCUUCACUCACAGAGACGGAGCCACCGCCUCCCAGAAGUGUGAUCCUUACCUUGUUGGGUUCGAGGAGUGCGAGAGCUAUCUAAGAGCUAAGGAGGAGUCCAUGGGGGUGGACAACAACGGAGUGCUGUACGCUCUGUGGAGCUACCAGGCUCAGACACCUGAUGAGCUGAGCUUCAAGGAGGGAGACAUGGUCACCAUCCUGCAGAAAACGGACGGCUCCGACUGGUGGUGGGCCUCGCUCUGUGGCAGGGAGGGCUUUGUCCCAAACAACUUUUUUGGGCUUUUCCCAAAGGUUCGUCCAAAAUCUCUCUGCUAA